Messenger RNA from Hyaloscypha bicolor E, 1960 nucleotides. RefSeq lists its product as uncharacterized. The record is from RefSeq and is a predicted model, not a curated record. Lineage: Eukaryota; Fungi; Ascomycota; Leotiomycetes; Helotiales; Hyaloscyphaceae. Gene Ontology annotation, molecular function: DNA-binding transcription factor activity, RNA polymerase II-specific; zinc ion binding. Gene Ontology annotation, biological process: regulation of DNA-templated transcription. Bases 60 to 1763 code for a protein of 567 amino acids. The transcript is spliced from 6 exons.
CGCCAACUUUUGCUCUUAUUCUAUUCUGAACCCUGACCAAUUAUUGACUGUCUACCAACAUGGACCACUGGCAGACACCUGACAACCUCGACGACUACUCGUCCUUCUUUGACGAUUCGUUGGACGUUUUUGGAAAUGUAGACUUCGAUGCUAAUCCACUCGACCAACUUCUCUACGCAACGACAGCACCGCUUUCCCCAACUUUCCGGCCAUGUUUUCUGGGUGAAAGCUUGACGCUGCCAUUUCCGGCUGAGGCCCUUUUAGGAAAUGAUGAGAUUGAUACCAACUCUCUCCAAACCAUCGGCGAUUGCCCUGAGCCCUUAGAGCAACAUCUGAGAUCUCAAGCAACAUCCAUUCCAGUCCGAGAUCCGUCCAAAUUGCUCAAGGUCGACCAGCAAGCUAGACUUUGCACACUUCAUAAAGAAGGAUUAUUGGAGGUCGAGAAACCCAAAGCAAAGAAAACAAAGUGGGACAAAUCUGUUGUUGUGUUUUCCUCGAAGCCAAAGUCCACGAAAGCCCCAAGGCAAAGAAAGAGCUUCGGGAAAUCGAGGCGGGAAGAGGUUGCCCUCACUCGGAAGGUCGGGGCCUGCAUUCAAUGUAGAAUUCGAAAAGGAUCGUGCGAACUUGGUCUUCCUUGCGAACAGUGCAUCAAGCGGGCAGGAAGUAACGCCCUAGGUAAGGAACUGUGCUCCCGUCAGAGUCUCUUAGCGGUGAGGUUUGAUCAUAUCGAUCUCUAUCUCGAGUAUGAUGAGUACGAAGAAAUUAGCAUGAGUCAGUGCAGGAGAAUUCCAGGCACAGAGAAGACAGUGUUCCUGAGCUACCCAACGUGCUGCGACGACAACAACCAGGAAAGGGUGUGGAUCGAAAGUCGAAUGCAGGACCACGAGGGACUGCCAAACCCAGAAUUUCGACCAUCAGUUCAUGUUGAAUGGAACUAUGAGGGACUGGAAUAUUACGAAGUGGCGGACCCUAAUUGGGCACUUGACCCAAACACGCUCCCUUCUAUCGACCAGUUGAUUGAAUGUCGGGGAAGGAAAAAGUACCACGGGUGCAGCUCAGGAGUAUUUGCUCCUUUGCAUAUUGCUUUCAGCGAUUUUGGAGAAAUGUACUGCCGCUCAAGCGCCGCUUUGCCUCUGCAAACACUGAUGGCUAGUAUUCUACGACAAAAAGCCUUACUCGGCCUUUAUCUACAUGUGGCCAUCAUCAAGCGACCUGGGGAAGGCCAGGUUGACUGGGCGCCAACCUUUAUGAAUUUCGAGCUCGACAUUGUGAUUCGAAAAGCUCUAAACGAAACGGAAGCUAAGAUUCUCUCCACCUUCGAAAGCAUCCUUUUUCGACCUGGCGGCGUCAACAGGCAGAACUCGUUAGUGGUGUGGGUGUGUCUAUGGCACCUACUACUUCAUUACAAAUGGGUGAUGCCAUGGGUUGCAGUAACCUGGAGAGAUCAUCCACUAAUUGUGCAGCCGAUUUACGGCCUAGCGCGACAUCUAUACAAUGCAGUCACCGCCAUCUACUCUGCGUUGUUUAGGACGAGCUCUCCACUUCUGUUCGAUUGGCGCACGGAAGAGGGCUCUGAGAUGCUGGGGAGAGAUCCAGAGCUAAUUAGGCUCUUUUGCAAUAUCAAGACAGAACUUUACUGGUUCAAUGCAGGGAAGGACCGCCUUUCAUCUGAAGACACGCUAUUCCAAACACUCGUCCUCGAAAACGAAAACAAACUUGUCACGGCACAUAUUAAAGCAGCAAAACGACAGGGGAUUUUAUGAAGGAGGUCUUCCAUUUAUGUUCCUGUUCCCGAAUCCUAUUCACAAUAUGCUACUCCCUGCCCAUUAAAUAUGCUGUAACUCAUCCUAGCAAAGCACUGAGGAGAGACAGCAUUCCAUCGCUUUUCCAUAAUGUUUCCCAUCUUAAACAUCCCAUCCAUAUUUCCCAAGAUGUGCAAACAACCCCUCCUAGAAUUUAU